Molecule: messenger RNA, 1158 nt
Organism: Sorghum bicolor (sorghum)
Lineage: Eukaryota; Viridiplantae; Streptophyta; Magnoliopsida; Poales; Poaceae
Exons: 2
Coding region: 1-1158 (385 amino acids)
Source: RefSeq, a predicted model, not a curated record
AUGUCUGUACCCAACUCUAGAAGGAGAAUGGAACCUGCAUUGGAUGACCUGCUGAAACAUUUGAAGAUACGAGAAGAUGAGGACCAAGGUAUUGUGUUGGAGGAGGAUAUAGAGGAACUCAAAGCUGGGGCGCGUUGGACAGCUUUAGCCAAGGUCUUGUCCCUAAAACCUUUCAGUCAUGCUGCUUUCUUAGCUAACAUGAAGUACGCAUGGAGUUUAGCAAAGGACUUUAGUUUUAAGGCUAUCGAUGAAAAUCUUUUUGUGCUCCAAUUUUCUUGCCUGGGUGAUUGGUGCAAGGUGCUGGAUGAUGGACCAUGGCUUUUUAGAGGAAAUCCUAUGCUUUUAGAGGAAUACGAUGGCAUCAGAAAACCUUCCUCUGUUAAAUUCCAGAAUCUGAAUAUCUGGGCACGGGUUUAUGACUUACCUACUGGAUUCAGAACAAAAAAUAUUGCGCGUCAGAUUGGAGAAAAAAUUGGUGAAGUUCUGAAGGUGGAUUUGGGUGAUGAAACUAGUGGGUGGCGGGAUUAUUUACGCAUCAGAGUAAAGCUAGAUAUUACAAAGCCACUAACGAGGAUUGUCUAUGUAUCUGUAGGAGAUAAAAGACGCUUACCUUUUCGUGUAAAAUAUGAGAGACUGCCAAAGUUCUGUGCCGUUUGUGGGCUGUUGGGUCAUAUUGAUUCUGAAUGUGGUGAUGGCGUGCAUGACAUUACAGCCUAUCAGUAUGGAGAUUGGUUGAUUGCAAGCCCAGAAAGGAAAGGAAGAUUGAAGGAGAGUAGAUCAUCAGAUUCAGCAAAUACAAGGGAAUCAGACCCUAAGGACCUAGGCAAGACCUUAGCUCAUGAAAGUAGCAAUGAGCCUAGAAGUGAAGAUAGCAAUCUGAGCAUCUAUGCUGAUGAUAAUGUUGAUCUCAAGGAUAAUGAAAGGAGCACGCUGAAAAGAAAUCUAGAACGAAAGCGGCUUUCCCUAGGAGAAAUGGAAGAUAAUAAUAAGCUGCCUUUAGCUCUUGUUCCAACCACUAUACAAAAGGAAGAUGUGAGCGACAAACUUUUGAAUGGUCGUGGCUCAAAAAGGCUAAGGAAGGAAACUGGAAAUGGAGAUCAGGAUGACAUAGAGAUGAAAACGGCGGGCUCCCAUGAGGAGUACCGCCGAGAACAAUGA